AUGGCGGCGCCCAGGAGCUGGCGGCGUGUGUAGUCUGAGUGUAGGAAAGCUCUCUGGCUGUCCGUGUAACCGCCUCCAGUGGGGUAGCAGCCCCGUCCCAACUCUUCUUUCACCAUGAAGAACAAAUCCACCCGGCAUCGGACCGAGAACACGUUCCGGUUUCUCACCUUCUCGGAACGGUUGGUGAACGUGAAUAUUGAUAUAAUCCAUCGGAUUGAUAGAACUGGGAGCUAUGCUGAGGAAGUGGAAACCUACUUUUAUGAAGGCCUGGAGAAAUGGAGAGAUCUUAACUGCACAGAACACUUUGUUAAAUUUUACAAAGAGGUGUAUGGAAAGACCCAAUCUUUUAAUCAGUUGGUGUACCAUCAGAACACAGUGGUGGAAAGCUUGAAAAACCAUCUUCAAAUCAGGAGCAGCAUGGCCCACCAACCUUUGCUCGACCUUGUGGUACAGCUGGCCAGAGAUCUGCAAGGGGAUUUCUAUCCUCACUUCAGUGAGUUCUUUGUAAUUAUAACUUCCCUGCUGAACACACAGGACACAGAACUGUUGGAGUGGGCCUUCACCUGCCUCUCCUAUCUAUACAAAUACCUCUGGAGACUUAUGGUCAAGGACAUAACAGACAUUUACAGUUUGUAUAGUUCACUUUUGGGCCACAAUAAGGAGCAUAUCAGAUGUUUUGCAGCUGAAAGUUUUGCUUUCUUGAUGAGAAAGGUUCCUGACCACGAUGCCCUUUUCAACUUCAUGUUUGCUGACCUGGAGCAACACUCUGAGAAGGCUGAGGGAGUGGGCCAGCUGCUUUUCGAUGUGUGCAAAGGCGUCCGAAAUACGUUGCACUCGUGUGCAGCCAAAAUUUUCCCGGCUGUCUUACAAAAACUGGGGCCCUUCACAGAGUUGGAGGUUGUGUUACCAUGGGACACGGUUGGGGAAGCAGUUUGCCAGAUGGCUAAGUCGUUUGCAGCCUAUGUUGACAGGGAACACUUCGAUGUAGUCUGGAGCUGCUUGCAGCGAUGUAUCCUGGGGCUCUGUGACAAAUUAAACUGCGGUGACAAGCAACAAAGCUCUGAUCAAAUCCAGAGGAUUCUGCAGAUAUACCUGGUGUUGGUGGAAAGCGGACAGGGGUCAAGGGUUACUCAUCCAGUUGAGCUUUGUGAGACCUUGAUCCAGAUGCUGCAGCCUUCGCAGAUGACCAUGUCCUGCUGUGAGGCUCUUCUCGAAGUAUUUUCCACCCUCCUCAAGGCUCAGAAUAUUACUCUGCCAAAAGAACUGAUUGUUGAAGCUUCUAGGAAGAUUUACAGUAGUGAGUUUGAAAGAAAAUUAAUUCUGGAGUUCUCAGAGGAGAUGUUUAACAUGUGCCAGUUUGAACAGCUGUUUCUGCCGAGCUUGCUGCAGUAUGUGGAGGAACAGUUUGCAAUUGAUGAUCGAUCGGCCAGGGAAGAAACUCUGGGAAUUUUGGUGAAACUGAUUCUGGCCAAAGCUGAGCCUCUGACUAUUGGGUCGAUGGCAUUUGAAAAGUACCCUCUUCACUUCGCAGGAGCGGUGCAAGUUUCUCAUUUUAUUGAUGAAAAGGCUUCCAGCGGAGUGGAGAAUGGUGGAUCAGUUACUUUGGUGUUAGAUUUCAUCCUGUCUUUGCUGCACAUACCUGAAGCUGGAAGGAGAUUGGAUCUUGCACAUAUCUGGGCUGCACUCGUCAUUCUUCCCCAUAUCAGGCCUAUGCAAACAGAGAAGGUGUUGGCCCAGGUUCAGUCAUUUUUUAACUGGCUACUGACAACCCUAAAGGAAACUGAUACCGUUGAUGAAGGAUCGAUGUUUGUUGCUCGUCAAGCAGUCAGCACCAUUUUGAGUCUGACCGAAUCAUCAGAUGUCCUCCGCAUUCUUCCAGUGGAAUGUGUGAGGAAUUUGAUUAAGAAGUCACCAUCUAACCCCUCUGCUCUCUUGCUGGGUGAUCUCUACUACACUCGGUUAGCAUUAUGUGGCUACAGUGAUCUACUUUCGCAAGACUCUCUGCUUGACCUGUUCAGAGAACUUCGGCCAAAUCUUUCCGCAGCUUUUUCCAAGGUGCGGCUUCUCACACUGAGGAUUAUGAAUCAUUUUGAAGUGUGGCUACGGAAAAGAGUCGAGGAUGAGGGCGAUGGAGAUCUUCAGUCUGUCUUUGCCAUCUUACUGCAAGCUGAACUUGUCCCUGCAACUGUUCAUGACUACAGAGAGAAGCUAUUGCACCUGAGGAAGCUAAGGCACGAUCUGGUACAGCCGUGUAUCCCUGAGGGACCAUAUGAUGAGGUUCCUCUUCAGUAUUUGAUAGGAAUGCUUUAUAUAAACUUCAGUGCACUGUGGGACCCAGUGGUUGAAUUAGUUGUUUCUCAUGCUCGUGGGAUGGAAAGUAAAGCAUUCUGGCGUAUUUAUUAUGAGCAUCUGGACCAGGCAGCUCAUUUUACAGAGAAGAAUUUGAAAUGUGAAUUGGGAGAGGAACUGAAAGUCAGCAUCCUAUCGGACACUCAGAGUAUUCUGCCAAGUAUAAUCAGAGGAUUGUACCAAGACCAGCUCCACUUGGCGAGUAAAUCCAGUGAGAGGACAGAUCGCACCAACUUCCGUUUCCUGCUUUGGAAAGCAAUGAGUGACUUUGCUGACAGAGUAGAACCUCGGUCACGCGAGCUCUCUCCUUUGCUUCUAAGAUUUAUUAACAAUGAAUAUUACCCAGCAGAUUUGUUGGUUGCUCCAGCUGAGGACAUCAGGAAGAAGCACGUUCCUGAUGAAAAUGUGACUGCUGUCGAACCGCAGGAUGGGUGCAAUGCAGUUGACAAUGAGGUAGCAGCUCCUGAAGAACCCAAGUUUGCUGUGGGAAAGAAGCCCAGGAGGGCAGCUGUAAAGCAGCUGAUCGCUCACCUGAAAGUUUUCUCAAAAUUUACUAACCCAAGGUCGCUGUACCUGGAACCCAAGCUGAAGGAAUUGUACACGCAGCUGCUGUGCCAUCAUUGCCAGGAUGUGCAGAAAAUUGCCUUGGAAUGUCUGCUCACCUACAAGCACCCGCACCUUCUGCCCUACAGGGAAAAUCUCCAGCGACUGCUGGAGGACAAGAGUUUCAAAGAAGAAGUCAUUCACUUCAGUAUUGCAGAGGAAAUAACCAUUGUGUCAGCUGCACAUAGACCUGAGCUCAUCCCAAUUAUCAUGAGGAUUCUUUAUGGACGCAUGAGGAGCAAAACAGGGAGCAAAACCCAAGGCCGAGCAGCAGCAGGGACCCGCAUGGUCAUUGUUUUAAAUUUCCUGGCUGGCUCGUUACCUCAGGAGAUACACCUCUUUCUGGAUCUCCUCCUCGAGCCAGUAAAGCAUUUAACUCAGGGAUCCUGUCUUUCUGCAGUGUUACAGUCAGUAAAGACUUUGGAUUUGUCAAAGGUUUUACCUCUAGGGCGUCAGCACGGUCUACUGAAUGGCGUUGAUGUGGUGAUGAAAAAACUGGGCCAUCUAAUCCAAGACUAUCUGCCGAAACUGCUCCAGAUCACCUUGUGUACGUGUGCAUCAGUGUCUCAUAUUCUGCAACAAAGAGACCAGAUUCAACCACGGUGCAUAAACCAGCUGAAAUAUUUGAGGCGUCUGGGAAUAAAUCAGAUUGCUGCUUUCUUUUCCGACUUUGAGUCUUACGCUUUCACAGCAGAUGAGAUUGAUGCCUUGUUUCAUGGUGUAGUGUGGCCACAGAUAGGGAGACUCGCCUCUGAAGGGCAGUACGCACCAACUCCUCUCCUGAAACUGAUUCAUAUCUGGAGCAAGAAUUCCAGGUUCUUCCCCCUCCUUGCAAAACAGCAUCCCGAUCACCCAGCGUUGGACAUUCUGAGCAACGUCUUUGCCUUGCUGUCGUCCAAGAGCAUCGCAGAACUAACGGCGACAGUUGUCAUGGAUAUUGUUGACAGCCUGCUGAGCACGCCUGACUUCUCGCCAACAGCGCCAGCAAGCAUCCUGACUGUCAAUGACACAACCUUUCCAGAACUUUCCAGCACUGCAGGAGAAUCUGCGAGCAUGGGGAUAUGUCUUAUUCUGCCUCAUAUUUCUACUAUCCUGCAACAUCUCAACAAAGCAGUUGGAAAUGUGGAACGAAUGAAGAAGAAGAAAUUCCAAACACAAGUCAGUAAAGAUUUGAGCAUCCUUUCAAGAAUAAGUCGGUUUGUUCAGGAUAAGGAACAGAGCAGUGUUCUGAUCAAUCUCCUGAUGCCCUAUCUAUUUAAGCCAAACACGUCUCAGGAUACGGAGAUUGACAUCCUGGAAACCAUUCAGAACCUCCUGCAGCACUGCUCUGAGCCUGCCACUUUCAUCAAGCCACUGGCUACCCUUUUCUCUGUCGUUCAGAAUCGGCUGGCCCGGCAGACACUCUGCUCUGUCUUCCAGACCUUGGCCGAUCUGGACUGCAGACUAGCAUACAUUACCGAAACUGUCACUAAGUUAAAUGCCUUUGAUCGGCAACAUCUUGACGACAUUGAUUUUGAUGAACGCCUGACUGCGUUCCAACUUGCGACCAAGUCUAUCCGAGAGAUGGGAAAAUUGGAUAUGGAGUAUCUGACCGCAGUCAUGCACAACUGCUUCCAUUCCAUUCAGUUGGGUGAGAUGACUCUCAGCGACAGUGCGACACUUUGCUUGACUGCAGUUAUCCAACAAGUGGCUUCUGUUGAUUGCUCAGAGGAGGAAUACAAGGAGGUCAUCAACCGCAUUUUACUGGAGACCUUAAGGAAUUGUCUCAAAUCAAAGACCGAGAGUGUUCAACAGGAAUACACCACACUACUUUGCUGUUUAAUUCGGGCAUUCCCCCAAAGGCCGGAGUUCCAGGACUUAGUGCAGUUAACAGACCACGAUCCAGAAAUGGACUUCUUUGAGAACAUGAAGCAUAUACAGAUUCACAGGAGAGCCCGGGCCUUGAAAAAACUAGCGAAGCAGCUUGAUGAGAAAAAGAUUACGUUGUCCUCAAAAUCUUUGGUGAACUACAUUCUGCCAUUUGCUACUUCAACACUGUUCAAUCAGAGCAUGCUGAAGUAUGAGAACAUGACCACGGCAUCUGUGGAACUUGUUGGAGCUGCCUGCAAGCAUCUCGCAUGGUCACCAUAUAUUUAUUACCUUAAACGGUAUAUUCAUGUUCUGCAGACUGGACAGAUCAACCUGAAACUUGCAGUCAGUUUGCUGCUUUCUGUGUUGCAAGCCUUUCACUUUGACCCAGAGAGCCUGCAGAAGGAGUUUGGAGCGGUUCAGAUGGCUGAAAAUGAAAGUACAGAGAAAGAAGAUGAGGAAAAUGUGGCUGAAGCCAUGGAAUUGGAAGAUGAUGUUGAUGAAGAGAAGGAAGAAUCUGCAGAAACAUUAAAUGAAGAUAACACAGUGUGUGAGGAAGAGACAGCGGGAGAACAGCUUCCAGUGAAGCAGAUGAAGAAGCCCAUGGCCCCUCAACCCAAAAAUAAACAGGAGCUGGAAAGUCUGAUUGACCACAUCCAAGUGACUGUCACCCACGGCAUCCUGCCUAAGCUGCAGAAAUGCUUAAUUGCAAAGGUGCAAAGAGAUGAGCAGCACAAGUUGGUGAAAUCAAAAAUAGUCAAUGACGAAGAGUUGGUGCGAAUCCCACUGGCUUAUACAAUGGUUAAACUGAUGCAGACUCUUCCCAAGGAAACCAUGGACUCCAAUUUACCAAGCAUCCUCAUCAAAGUCUGUAUGCUGCUGAGAAACCGGGCACAGGAGAUCCGAGAGGUUGCUCGCAACACCCUGACUAAAAUCAUUGAGACUUUGGGCCCAGGAUACUUUCUGUAUCUUCUCAAAGAGAUGCAGUCAGCUUUAACCAAGGGCUAUCAGGUUCAUGUUUUGACUUACACUGUCUACAUGCUGUUAAAGAGUCUCAUACCCAGACUUAACAGUGGUGAUUUGGACCCUUGCAUGGACGUUCUCAUUGGGAUUUUUAACCACGAAUUAUUUGGUGAAAUUGCAGAGGAGAAAGAAGUGAAGGGAAUUAUAAGCAAAGUGAUGGAAGCGAGGAGAAGCAAAAGCUACGACUCCUAUGAGAUUCUGGCUCAGUUUGUAGGAAAGGCACAAGUUAUUAAGCUGAUCCUUCCACUCAAAGAGAUCUUAGAGAAUACAACCAUCCUUAAGCAAGCUCGCAAGGUUCAAGAAACGUUUCAUCGCAUUGUGUCUGGCCUGUUACUGAAUAAGGAAAUGACAGCCGACUCCAUUCUCUUAUUAAGCCAUGGUCUGGUGACAGAGAGCUUACCAUUGAUGGCACAGAGAAUCAAAGGUAAACACAAGAAACUUGAAGCCUCCCGCAUUGGACUGAAGCCCCAAAGUUGCCUUUUGCUGCCCCCCACCCCAAGCCGUCAAGGUGAGAAAGCGGCCACCAGCACCAAGACCAACAUGCACAUUCUGGUCGAUACAGGGUUGAGGCUACUGCAUAUGAGUUUGAAGAGGUCGAAGGUGAAUUCUUCAGAAGAACACAUUUUGGGAAUGCUUGACCCAUUUGUGCAGCUGUUGAUUGACUGUCUCCAGUCCAUGCAUGUAAAGGUGACCACUUCUGCCUUGCAGUGCCUCACCUGGAUAUUGAAAUUCCCGCUGGCGUCCACAGAAACUCUGGCUGAUCAGCUGACCCAGCAACUUUUUGUGUUACUGAAGGAUUAUGCCAAGGCUGGAGCAGCGAGGGGAGAAAACUUUCACCUGGUGGUGAACUGUUUCAAGUCAAUUACAAUCCUCGUGAGGAACAUAACGGGGCACACGAUAACUGACAAACAGUUGCAGAUUUUGUUGGGAUAUGCCGAGGAGGAUAUUUAUGACUCAUCACGUCAGGCAACAGCUUUUGGACUUCUCAAAGCAAUUCUAUCAAGAAAGCUGCUUGUUCCAGAGAUGGAUGAAGUGAUGCAGAAAGUGGCGAAGCUUGCUGUGACUGGACAGAGUGAACCAGUUCGAGUGCAGUGUCGUCAGGUUUAUUUGAAGUUCAUUCUGGAUUAUCCCCUAGGGAGUAAGCUCAAGUCUCACCUCGAGUUCAUUGUGGCACAGUUUUCGUAUGAACAUGAAAUUGGAAGAGAAUCUGCACUGGAAAUGCUGGCUUAUAUCUUCCAAUCUUUUCCACAGGGUCUGCUUCAUCAGCACUAUGCUCUCUUCUUCAUCCCUGUCACUCUGAUGAUUGUGAAUGAUGACUCACCGAAGUGCAAGAAGAUGGCAGCUCUGGCAGCCCAGUCAUUGUUGAGCAAGGUGGACGAGGAGCACAAGGACCUCAUGUUUUCGUUGGUUUUGACAUGGUUCCAAAGCGAAAAGAUCUCUCACCGUCGACUAGCUGCCCACGCUUGUGGGCUUUUUGUGGAAGCUGAAGGAAUCGUCUUCGAGAAACGUAUUGGGACCAUUCUUCCGACCCUUGAAGCUGCAAUUGAUCCUGAAAGCUUUCAAGAUAUCCAAGAGGAAGAGGAAGAGAAAGCUACAGACCGUUUGCUGUUCAGCCUUUUGACUCUGACCGUGAAACUGGUGAAGAAUUGCAACUUGACCCAGCUGCUCAAACCACGUGCUGUUCUCACCUCUCUCUGGGGUCACAUCCAAGCUCACCUGUGGCACCCUCACUCCUGGGUGUGGCUCACCUCAGCUCAGCUCUUCGGAAUGCUGUUCGCCUCCUAUCAACCGGAACAACUGGUGGCCAAGUGGAACACUGGCAAGGCGCCAACCGUGGCAAAGAAUUCCCUGGAGACGCCAGCGGCACAGUUUUUGCUGAAAGAGCUGGACAGAAAGACUAAAGUCUUGGCUUUAGCCUUUUGUCAUCAGCUGCAGUCCAAGUUCCUGGAUGUCAUGUUGGGUGAACAGGUGAUAAAGAAUUUGCUGUUUGUGGCUAAAGUCAUCUACCUCUUGGAGUCUGUCGACUGUGGAGAUGGAAAGAAGGAUAAGGAGACAGCGGAAAGCGAGGAUGAAAUGGGAGCCGAGGAGAUGGAGGAAGAGACGGCAGGAGAAGGAGCUUCUGACAGUGCUGGAAGGAGGAAAGUAACCCUCAUGUGGCUGAUCAGGAAGCUCUGUACUCUUGCCAAGAAAGAAGCAGCCCAUUCCCCAAAAAUUCCUUUGAAGAGGACCUGUGUCUUUAAGUUCCUUGGAGCAAUCGCAGUAAACCUUGGAACGGAAGGAGUGAAGCCAUACCUCCCAAUAAUUAUAGCACCUCUUUAUAGAGAAUUGAACAGUACUUAUGCAGAGCAAGACCCAACACUCAGGAUCCUUUCCCAGGAGAUCAUCGAGGUGCUGAAGAAACUGGUCGGGUUGGAAACAUUCUCUCUGGGUUUUGCAGCGGUGCAGAAACAGGCCAGCCAGAAGAAGGCUUCACGAAAAAGGCAGAAAGCUCUGCAGACGGUUGCAAACCCGGACAUUGCUGCAAGGAAGAAACUGAAGAAGCACAAAAACAAAGCUGAAGCCAAGAAAAGAAAAAUUGAAGCCCUUCGAACGGGCUACAAGGCAAAAAAGGCCCGAAGCAACACACUGAAGGGUUUAGCCAUGGUGGAGUGAAAUGUUUUUAGUUCAGUCAUUUUGUACACAAUGGUUUUAUGCGAGAAACUGAAAGAUCGCUUCUGAAGACCACAUUUUUUUGUCCCUCUUUCCCAACAAUUCCUUUGCACUGUGGCUCAGGAGUAUUUAACUUGAAGUACAGUUUAAUGUACUGUUUGACUUGGCAGAUUGUCAAUAAAUGGUGCUUUGUGGUUAGCGCCUGUUCUCAAAAGAA
This is a messenger RNA of Stegostoma tigrinum, 8689 nucleotides long. It is a transcript of the gene utp20, whose product is annotated as UTP20 small subunit processome component. Bases 115 to 8475 code for a protein of 2786 amino acids. NCBI's taxonomy places the organism in Eukaryota, Metazoa, Chordata, Chondrichthyes, Orectolobiformes, Stegostomatidae. Gene Ontology annotation, cellular component: nucleolus; 90S preribosome; small-subunit processome. The transcript has 62 exons. The record is from RefSeq and is a predicted model, not a curated record.